This is a messenger RNA of Penaeus chinensis, 1289 nucleotides long. RefSeq lists its product as uncharacterized. Lineage: Eukaryota; Metazoa; Arthropoda; Malacostraca; Decapoda; Penaeidae. The transcript has 6 exons. The record is from RefSeq and is a predicted model, not a curated record. The coding region runs from base 507 to 1175 and encodes 222 amino acids.
UAGUUAAAUUUCAGUGACAAAAUCUUUCGCGAAACGAUAACUUUGAUAAUCCACAAAGUCAUAAUAAAAUGUGAGUUCGGAAAAAACUGCUUUUAUUCGGUCUCAAAACGGAAGAGCAGCAGACGCUUCCUGUUCCGAACACGUACGGACAGAUCCAAACAGGAACGGCCGACCAGACGUGUAUUUACGAAAGUCCUACAGAAGGUAAUGAAGGACUGUGACCUUUCUGUGUUACUUUUCCCCUGGUACUUCGGACCAAGAUUACGCUAGGAGUAACCUCUGCGAACGAAGGCGGAUUUGGAAUCCGGUCCACGCGAACGCAAACAAACUCGAAGUAUCUCCAGGUCUGAAAUGGCCUAGGUUGUUAUACAUUCAAAGACACCUUCACAAAUCUUCUUGGAAGGAACAAAAUAAUAGAAAUGGCAUAAAAGGAUGAAGAAGGAGGAUUCUGGGGAUGCAGACUGCAGAAUAGCGGAAACGCUAUAAAAGAAAGGAACCAAAAGAAGAUGAAUACACACCCUCACUUCAAAAGCAUUGUCAAAGCAGUCAACUCUGCCGAGGAAAUAAAUGUUUUAGUGGGAGAAGCACUCACCUAUCAGGAGAUGCUUGAAAAGAGAACCUCACCAUGGGAAAUGCAGUGCUGGAAUCAGGAAGAAUUGCAGAACUUCAAAAUAAAACUACCGAAUGUGGACCGUCUCUACCACAUCCACUUUAUUGAUGAUCAUUUAGAAGAACGCAAGUUUGUACUUGUAGCUCGUAUUUUGUACAAGGAGAGACAUGUCUUUGUACAGCUUAUUGCAGGUUGCGACUUCACUGGCUUUCACUGCAAAGGUGGAGGUGAGAUAUACAUUAGCCUGGAUCCACAAAUUUUUCUCAAGUCUGUGUUGGACCAGGACUACGACAUUCAGAAGAUAUGGAGAGCAAUGGUUGAUGAUGGAUAUAAAGUUGAACAACCAUCUGAGCAUGAUCUCAAACCUAUGAGACUGUGGCACAGCAUACCAAUGCUAAAGUUUUUAUGUCACAUGGCAGUGUAUAACAACAAAGAAGAACUAAAGCACUACCAUCAAGUGUUACCCAAAUCUCUGGUGGACUGCAUUGAUGAGUUCAUUAAACUCAGAGUAACUCGGGAUCAUCAUGAUGAAGAUGGCCUAUGUUUAGGCAAGCUAGACAAAUAAUUAUAGUACUAUUUAAUAUUAUAUUUUUUACUAUAUAACCAUUUAUAUAUCAAUUAUUUAUAAUGCAAAACAUUGUAUAUACACCUUUAUAUGGCCAGUACAUGAUUUAUAUUA